Messenger RNA from Porites evermanni, 2937 nucleotides. Lineage: Eukaryota; Metazoa; Cnidaria; Anthozoa; Scleractinia; Poritidae. The record is from the annotation of a GenBank genome assembly.
AUGUUGUCGUCGAUACAUGCUUUCUCCGUGGAGCUGCGCCUGGCUUCCGAAUCAGUGCUAUCAAAAGUGAAGUAUGUUGUAUAUAAAGAUAAAAAUAGGUUACUUUUUGUUGUUUUGCUCCCAACGAUGUCGCGGCUGGUGCGUGAGAAAUUCACGAUGCAAAUAGGAACUGGCCGCACGGGAAAAGAAAGCGCGCGCGCAAGGAGAGACUGAGAGGAAACUACCUCUUCCCUCGUCGGUGUCCCUCUCUCGCGCGCGUUUUAUCUCGUGCCCCGUAUUUCUUAUGCGCUUGCCACGCACGCUUCGAUAGACGAACGCUCUCGUGUAAACAAAAAAUACACUUUUGCAACUAACCCGACUUCGAACACUUUCUUCCCUUAAAGAGUUCAGGUCGCAAUACAAAAACAAAUUUCCGCGAGGAAACUCGCGGAUACGGAGAAUAGCCUAGACUGAGAGCACAUGAUGGGCUCCUGCCUUGACCAAAGUAGGCGUGGUCUCGAUGAAACUAUUGCUGACUUAAAUGUCAACGGUUCUCUGUCUGUUACUUUGAUGCAAAUCCUACUAACCUGUCUAAAUGUUUGGAGUAAAAGUUGCUUGUUUGAUUUUGAAUUUAUGGUAGGACUUUAUAUGACGGCAGCGAGGAAGAACUGAACGGUACUGCACGAUCAAGCAACAGUUCCGACAGCAAACAGGAAUGUCCGAGUGCUAUUCCGGAUUGGAAGAGCUCACACGCGGUAUGUGUUGCGCAAACUGGGGAGAAUGUUGGAGAGGGGCGGAUAUUGGUUGUUUUUAAAUCAAAAUCCUAUUCCUAACUGGGUACUUACUGAGAACAGGAAAUAGAACCCAGGACUUCCUAGUCUCCUUCACAGCAGACAGUACUAACUUUGACUCUGCUGAUUCAGUGUUUUUACUCUUGUAGGAGAUAGCAGGAAUAUUUCGUAAUUUGCGCAAAGUUGAGCUUCGCCUUCGCAGUGAGUAUUUAGUGCUUCUACUGUCAUCUUGUGCAGAAAUUUCACCCUCUUAGUAAUUACCCCAAAUCCUAAGUCCAAAGAUACGUGUUCGUUGCCGAAACGUCGGACUAUUUAUUAGCGGGUUUGAAUAUGCUAAGAUAUCUCACUGAUGUCACCGUCGUAGAAAGUAGUAAGUGUAAAUGAUGGUAAUUCCCAACUUCAGAAACUCUAGGGAGAAUAAGCACAUGCUUUGGAUGCAGUGAUUUCUGGGAUUGUUUAGGUGGACAAACGUUAGUUAUGAUUGGUCGAUGGUAUUGAAGGCAACCGUUAACCAAUCAUAAGUAACGAUUGUCCACCCAUACGAUCCCAGAAAUCGUUGCGCCGAAAGCUUGUACUCAUUCUCUUUAUAGUUUCUGGGGUGAGGAAUUUACCUGAACACGGUUUGGCUGAUACAGAGUGCAAUAUGUAACCUGGACAAUCAGUAACGUAUAACUCGGCCGUAAAAGAGUCAUUCAGUGUUCAUCCAAACAGGAAAAUUUUGUCGUAAACUCGCGAGAUUCUCGCGCAGGGAGAAUUGCCGCGUACUCUGCGAGUGGGUUUCCGUGUAGAGAGCGAAUAACGUGACCGCAAGUGUUUCAACGCGAAAUCCGAACAAGGGAGCUGACUAUCUGAAAAGUCCGCAGUCUUGCUUAAAAUUACUUCAAAAAGUCUCAGUUUAUAAAGAGAUCGCAUGAGAUAUGUUUUUCUCACCCUCUGAGUGACACUGAUUUGUUUUUAUUACAGCGAUGGAGCAAGCUUUGUCUAUUAUGUGUGUAGCUGCACAGAAAGAACCUAAAAAGGUAAAAUACUUACUCCCUCCCCCGUCCUUGCAUUUACUUCCUUCUCCAACCAAUACCAGGAAGUCCCCUUACCGCGCCAACCAACCGCCACCCCUCCCUCUCCCCCAUCGCGUGUCCCAAAGUGUUCAUGGCAUAGUCAUCGUAACAGAAAUGUUGAACCCUUCAGACUCUUGCCGUCCGUCUACUUCGGCGGAUCUGCCAUUUCAAGUUGUGUGCGGUGGUGAGACCUCUACGGUUUAGAAUUUAACAUAUUAAUGUCAGAAUUUCAGUGCUUUUUGAUAAAGGCUACAACGAGUUCCUCCUAAAUUUUAACCAUAAGCCGCUUGUGAUAUAAAUUGUAUGGCUCAUUUAGAUGCUCUGCCGCGCAGUUUAAUUAAAUCUUGUUCUUCGAAUGUUAACCCACUCUACUUUGUUCUUUGCCACAGUCUUUUCAGGAGAGGAAAAUAUCAAUGAUAGAAACCUCCAGCCUUGGUAAGUAAUCCUGCCACUUCCUGAGAAAACAGCCUACAUUUCGCGACGCCAGCAUCGGUUCCCAGCGAAAUGACGUCAGAGAAACGAGCGCAGAAAUUCCAUACUGACGUCGCGUCGCUGCCCAGAUCUGGGUAGUGCUUCUGAUUGGUUGAAGCAAAUUUUUAGCCAAUCAGACGCACUGCCACUGUCGCGUCAUCAGUAUGGAAUUUCUGCGCAAGUUUCUCAGACUUCAUUUCGCGUGGAAGCCAGUACAGGCUAUAAGAAUCGCUACCAACGCUUAAAAAAAUCCAGAGACCUAAAUAAUUGCAGCGACCAUAGAGAUUAUCACCGAUAGCUGUGAUAACGAUCGCUCGCAGUUGUUUUAUUGUAAACGCUGCCAUCAGUGAAGUCCGUUUUUUGCAAUCCCUAGCGACCAUAUAGAGCUAAAGUUUAUCUCAACAAUCGUUAUCUCAAUGGCAGACUUUGCGAUCGUUGAUGUUUUCUUUCUGUAGUAACCAUUUUCAGCGAUAACGAUCAUAGGGAAACCUGACUUUAUGCUACUCUCUCUUUCAGGCUUGGGUCAAAAAUGGAGAGAGUUUAAAAUCAAAGCUCGGCGGAAUUCGUGGGCAGUAGAACACCGAAACCAGUUUCCAGUCCCACCCGCCGAAUCUGAUGAAGAAGACGAGGACACUUCAUGA